AUGUUCUUCAGAGUACUAUUAGUGAGUUCGCAGUAUUUCUUCUUUGAAAGCAGGUAAAUUGUUUCUUAUCAGUUGUCUGCUCUGUGCUUGGCUGUUAUCGAAGCCCUGGUUACCGUACCAUCGGACACCAAAGUGUCCAUCUACGACUUCUGCUCUGAGAAAGUGCCAUGUGCUCCCGGACACCUGUGCCACGAUGGCUUCUGCCUCAUGCAAAACUACGGAGCUUACGCCCGUGGCGCGUAUUUUCGUUCUCUUUUCUAUCGCUAA
Molecule: messenger RNA, 267 nt
Organism: Caenorhabditis sp. 36 PRJEB53466
Lineage: Eukaryota; Metazoa; Nematoda; Chromadorea; Rhabditida; Rhabditidae
Source: the annotation of a GenBank genome assembly